Molecule: messenger RNA, 3377 nt
Organism: Sesamum indicum (sesame)
Lineage: Eukaryota; Viridiplantae; Streptophyta; Magnoliopsida; Lamiales; Pedaliaceae
Source: RefSeq, a predicted model, not a curated record
AGUAGCUGAACAAAAUGAUGGGUCACUCUCUAAAACUUAUCGUGUCUGUCACAGCGCAGAUUCCCUCGCACAUUAUCGUAAAACGAUUGGCUGUUAUCACACGUUUGUUUCACGCUCCAAUUUUGAGAGUGGUCUUUGAAUUUGUCGGUCAAAUCUGUGUUUUACAUCAAAUAAAAUGGAGAACCGCCCCCCAAGGCAGAGCUCAGCUGAGAAUGCAGACAUUUUAGAGGGAGGACGGAGAGGGAGAGGCGGAGAGCGAGAGAGAGAGAGAGAGAGGGAGAACAAUAAGUUAAAAGAGAAAACAAAGCUGAGCAGAGUGUAAAUGAUAGGAAAAGGCCAAAAGGGUGAUGCUUAGAGCUCUCAAAGGAUUGGGGUUGUAAAGAGUGCAAGUUUGAAUUUGCUGCUAUGGGUGUAAGUCUUGCUGGUUGAAGUUGUUCUUUUCUUGAUUUUCAAGAUUCAAAUUUUGAAGGGUUCUGGGAGUUUGUUCCUAUGGAGAAUACUACAACAGAAUCAGCGCCGCCGCGGUCGAACGACCUGCCGCCAGCUGAGGAGCUGCUGAAGAAGAUCCAAGAACUAGAAAUAGGUCACGCCCAGUUGAAGCAAGAGAUGUCUAAGCUCAUCACUUCAUCCACAGCUGAAAUUAUGGCUGCUGAUCGUCGUCAGAAGCAGAGGUCCCACUCCAUCUCCCCACAGCGGGCACCACGGCGGCGGGCAGCCGGUGGAGAUGGUAGCUCAGCGGCGGCGUGGAAGACGGGCUCGGCGUCAUUUCGGCAUUCAUCACCGUUGCAGAGGGAGAGUCGUAAUGGGGAUGCAUGGGGUGGCGGCGGAGGCGGGGAGCCUGCAGCAGUUAGGUUUACGGAUAAGCAGUAUUUGAACAUAUUGCAGGCUAUGGGGCAGGCAGUGCACAUAUUUGAGCCUAAUUAUCGGAUCAUUUACUGGAACAGAACUGCUGAAACUCUUUAUGGGUAUUCUGCUGCAGAGGCUCUAGGGCAGGACGCCAUUGAGCUAUUAAUAGAUUCUCGAGAUUUUGCUGUAGCUAGUAAUAUUGUGGAUCGUGUGACAACGGGCGAGAAUUGGACAGGGCAGUUUCCAGUUAAAAAUAAGAGGGGAGAAAGAUUUUUAGUUGUUGCAACUAAUACCCCUUUCUACGAUGAUGAUGGUACUUUAGUUGGAAUUAUAUGCGUAUCAAGUGAUGCCAGACCUUUUCAAGAAGCAAAUUCUGUAAUGGCUGUGCCAAGGGACUUGGAAAAUGAUUCAAGUUUCAGCAGGCCCCGAAAUAUUGCUUCGGCCAAACUUGGACUUGAUCCUCAGCAGCCUCUACAAGCAGCAAUCGCCUCCAAAAUAUCAAAUUUGGCUUCAAAAGUAAGCAACAAGGUUAAGUCAAAAAUGAGGCAUGCAGAGAACUACUCAGAUCGAGAAGGUGGCAGCGGCGAUAGUCAUCACUCUGAUCAUGGUUUCUCAGAUGCAGCUAUGUCUGACCAUAAGGAGGAUGCAGCUUCAAGUGGAGCUAGUACGCCUCGUGGCGAUAUACAUCCUUCUCCAUUUGGAGUGUUUUCUGGAGGUAGCCACGAGGAAAAUUCCCCUGGUAAACCAUCCCGAGAUUCUGGUGACGAGAUUGAAGGGAAAGCUAGGAUUGCUAGGAUCCUUACCUCAAAGGCAGAGGCUUUGAUUGGUAAGAAAGGUUUAACAUGGCCAUGGAAAGGAAAUGAACGAGAUGGAACAGAACCAAAGUCUUCCCGUUUUGCCUGGCCUUGGUUACAGAAUGACCAAGAAAUUGAAGUGGGACAGCAAAAGAGUGCUGCUCCCUCAUUGAAAUCAGAAAAUCAGAUUACUGAAACCAAUCGAACAGCUAAUAAUGAUGCUUCAGGAUCUUGGUCCUCUUCGGUUAAUGUUAACAGCACAAGCAGUGCUAGUAGUUGUGGAAGUACCAACAGUAGUGCUGUUAAUAAAGUUGAUAUGGAUACCGAUUGCUUAGAUUAUGAAAUCUUAUGGGAGGACUUGACUAUUGGAGAACAAAUUGGGCAAGGUUCUUGUGGAACUGUAUAUCAUGCUCUGUGGUAUGGAUCUGAUGUUGCAGUAAAGGUAUUCUCCAAACAAGAAUAUUCUGAUGAUGUGAUAUUUUCCUUCAGACAGGAGGUGGCACUUAUGAAAAGACUUCGACAUCCAAAUAUUCUCCUAUUCAUGGGUGCAGUUACUUCUCCUCAACGUCUUUGCAUUGUAACAGAGUUUCUUCCACGUGGAAGUCUGUUCCGGCUAUUACAGAGGAAUACACCAAAAUUAGAAUGGAGACGGCGCAUUCACAUGGCUUUGGAUAUAGCACGAGGUAUGAAUUAUCUUCAUCACUGCAAUCCGCCUAUUGUUCACCGUGAUUUGAAGUCUUCAAAUCUUCUUGUUGACAAGAACUGGACUGUCAAGGUUGGUGACUUUGGUCUCUCACGUCUUAAACAUGAAACGUAUUUGACAACAAAGACCGGCAAGGGAACGCCUCAGUGGAUGGCUCCAGAGGUUCUUCGUAAUGAGCCUUCAGAUGAAAAGUCCGAUGUGUAUAGCUUCGGGGUGAUACUAUGGGAACUUGUAACCCAAAAGAUUCCUUGGGAAAGCCUCAAUUCAAUGCAGGUAAUUGGAGCUGUGGGAUUCAUGAACCAACGCUUGGAAAUACCAAAGGACGUCGAUCCACAGUGGGCUUCUAUUAUAGAGAGCUGCUGGCAUAGCGAACCACGACGCCGCCCUUCAUUCCAAGAAUUAGUGGAGAAGCUAAAAGACCUACAGAGACAAUAUGCAAUUCAAUAUCAAGCUGGGCGUGCUGUUGCUGGAGAUGCCAGCCAUAAAGAACUAUAGAUACAAAGGGCGUGUGCAACUUUUACUUCAUCUUGCUCCUGUAAUUGUCAGCAGAUGACAGCCAGAGCUGAUUGCAGAUUGCUUGUGGUGUCGGACUGAAACAUCUGGAGGCGGAUACAACAGAACUCCUUUUCUGAUAUAAGCCAAUGACGGAUAACUCUUUAUCUCAGAAUUAGGCUAUCAUGGAUUGAAUGUGUCAAAACUCGAAAGUAGCACUCAAUUGUGUGUAUGUUAUGGUUUCGUUGUUUGUAUGUUGUCACCAUUAUUUAAUAGGAUCUAACUGUUUGAGUUCACAGACAUGGUCUUGGGUCGAUUUGGGCUGAUAAUGUUGGAGUUCCAAAGUCCAGCUGUCGAGCUCCAAAUGUAAGAUAGUGAAACAGUUCUCUUUUUUGAGACUUCUCAUCAUUUUGGAUGUUGUUAGUGUGAUUCCUGGUGGUUUGUCUUUACAUGCUUGACGGUAGCUUUGUACAGGUCCAACCAGACAAUUUCACCCAUGUCCAAGGGAAACUCUCAAUUUAUAAGCAUUUGCUUUUGUACAA